AGUUGGAGUGCGAGAGUUUAGUGCAGUCAAUGCAGCUAACCCGCCGCGAGGGCGAGUGCUCCUGACAUCCCUUCGUCCGGGACCGUCCGCCCGCCCUGCUGUCAGCACUGUCCGACCCUAAGUCUUUACGAAGCGGACCGCGACCCGUUUCUAUUCGGCGCAUUUACUCGGGCUAACCAGCUGCUAGAUUGGAAAAGCGCCUCAUGGAUCCUCAAAACACUGAAGCCAAAGUGCUGCUGAGCCGCGCCAAGACGUUCCGGCUCCACACCGGGAAUUUGGUGAACCGGAGUCGGCUGAAAAAGAAGUGCCCGGGCUCCACCAGCGAGGAGCUUCGAGACUGCAUUCAAGCCACAAUGAGUGACUGGGUGUCCAUGAAAAAAGCAGCUUCACCGGGUUUUCCAGACGUUCUGGACUGCUCUUUACCUGAAGCAACAGAGACGAUCACGCCGGAGGAGAGGGAGGAGCUGAAGGUUUCAGUGAAGCUCUUCCUGUGCGAGGCGGGCCAGUCCGCCAUCGGAGACGCUGUGGAUUUGGCUUGUCAGACUCUGGCAGUGUCCCAGCUGGACUCGGUCAUCAUCGCGCCGCCUCCGCCUCUGGAGGCUGACCAGAGUCUGGCUCACCUGCAGCCGGCGUGGGAGCAGCUGGAGGCUCUGGUCAGGAGCCAGAAGAUAGCAGCCAUCGGGACGUCCGACCUGGACAAAGACCUGCUGGAGCAGCUGUACAACUGGGCCCAGGUCAAGCCCAGCAGCAACCAGGUCAACCUGGCCUCCUGCUGCGUCAUGCCCCCUGACCUGACGGCCUUCGCCAAAGACUUCGACAUCCAGCUGCUGACGCACAGCGACCCCAAAGAGUUGAUGUCGGCAGAGUCCUUCCUGGAGGCCAUGCGGGAGGGAGCGCGGGACCAGAGCCUCAGCGGCUGGAGGCUGGAGUGGGUCCUCCGCUACUCCGUCAUCGUCAAGAGCCGGGGCAUUUUCAAAUCCAAAGGCUACCUUGUCAGUGCGAAGAGGGUGGACCCCUAGCACCCAAAAGAAAAGGAGAAAAAAGAGCCACGGAUGAAGCCAUUUGCCUCCAUUUUCACUCAGUACAGUUUCAGCUCUAUGGACCAGUCAUGAAGGAGGUGCGAGGUGUUCCUGUCUUUGUGUGACCGCUGCAGGAAGUCAUGGCUGGUUAAGCGCUGACCCUCCAGGUCCUGAAGACACUCGUUCAGCGACGUCACACUGACAGCUGCUCAUCAACGCCGUUGAAUCCACUACAGAUGCUGAAGCUUUCUGAACUGGUUCCAUGUAAAGUGCCUCAUCCAUCACUUCCUGUCUGUUUGUUCUCAGUGAGGGCAGCUUUUAAUCUGAUCUUUGGAGAUAGUAAAGAAAAUUAUUAAAGUAUUGGUUUUAAUAAAGAAUGUUUCCUAUUAAAAAAAGUCCUUUUUGGAGAAAAAACCCUGAUUUGAUCAGAUUUGGGGUUUUAUUUUCUUUUUGGACUUUACAUUCCUGAAACACAAAAUAAGGGUUGUUGAUUGUUGAUGCAUAUUGAGUCAUAUUUAGGUGGAAAUCAAAUGUGUAUAUAUGGCUAUUUUCUCAUUCUUGUCUCCUAACUGCUGUUCAUGUUUGACCCCAUGUGCUCGUUAAAUUACUCUGAUGAAGCAUAAAGCAAUAUUUUGAGAUUAACAGUCUGAUGGCGUUGAUGUGUUGCUGUGGCAACAGCUGAUACCUCACUACAAAUUAGGAAUGCACAGCAUGACUGCUGAAACCGCAUUCAAAAUCCAUGGGAAACUUAUGGAAAAUGUGUCUAAUAAAGUUAGCAAAAACAACUGUCA
Messenger RNA from Oryzias latipes (Japanese medaka), 1810 nucleotides. It is a transcript of the gene gclm, whose product is annotated as glutamate-cysteine ligase, modifier subunit. The record is from RefSeq and is a predicted model, not a curated record. Gene Ontology annotation, biological process: glutathione biosynthetic process. NCBI's taxonomy places the organism in Eukaryota, Metazoa, Chordata, Actinopteri, Beloniformes, Adrianichthyidae. Gene Ontology annotation, molecular function: glutamate-cysteine ligase catalytic subunit binding; enzyme regulator activity. Gene Ontology annotation, cellular component: glutamate-cysteine ligase complex.